Molecule: messenger RNA, 1197 nt
Organism: Nannizzia gypsea CBS 118893
Lineage: Eukaryota; Fungi; Ascomycota; Eurotiomycetes; Onygenales; Arthrodermataceae
Product: alpha-1,2 mannosyltransferase KTR1
Exons: 4
Coding region: 1-1197 (398 amino acids)
Biological process (GO): protein O-linked glycosylation; cell wall mannoprotein biosynthetic process; protein N-linked glycosylation
Cellular component (GO): Golgi apparatus; membrane
Molecular function (GO): alpha-1,2-mannosyltransferase activity
Source: RefSeq, a predicted model, not a curated record
AUGGCUGUCGCGAGGCCGGUCAGACUGAUAAUAGGAGUCGGCAUUGCUUUAAUUUUGCUUCUUAUCUACCAGACUUCUAGUUCUCCAUCCCUACCCCUUUCGCCAAUCCGGAGACAUAAAUAUGACAACGGGCUUAAGCGCGAACCUUUGAAAGAAUUGACUGGCGAGCCAGAUGGGCCGCUAUGGAGGGCGCAGGGAGACGACUACAGUCCCGAUAAUCCAAAUUCCGCUAGAAUAAAGGCAUCACUCAUUUCUCUGGUACGGAACGAGGAGUUGGAUGACUUGAUUCCAACUAUGAAAGAACUUGAGCGGACGUGGAACUCAAAAUUUAACUAUCCUUGGACGUUUUUCAAUGACAAGCCAUUUACAGAGGAGUUUAAAAGGAGGACGCAGGCGGAAACGAAAGCGAAGUGCAAUUACGAAAUCGUACCAAAAGAGCACUGGGAUGUUCCGUCUUGGAUAGAUAUGGAUAAAUACCAAACCGCCUCCAAGGCCAUGGAGGCAAAUGGCAUACAAUAUAGCACCGUGCUCUCCUACCACAAGAUGUGCCGCUGGAACAGUGGGAUGUUUUAUAAGCACCCUGCCCUAGCGGAUAUGCAGUACUACUGGCGUGUUGAGCCUAAGGUUCGCUUCUUCUGCGAUGUGGACUAUGAUGUCUUCCGAUACAUGCAAGACAGGAACAAGACCUACGGCUUUACAAUCAACUUGUAUGAUGCGCCAGAGACUAUGCCAGGCUUAUGGCCUGAAACUCUCAAGUUUCUCGAAAAGCACCCGGGAUACGUACAUAAGAAUAAUGCCAUGGACUGGUUAACGGACAACAAACAAAGGCCGGAACAUACCAAGAAAGCAAAUGGGUAUUCGACCUGCCACUUUUGGUCGAAUUUUGAGAUAGGUGACCUGUCUUUCUGGAGAAGCAAGGAAUAUGAAGAUUACUUCAACCAUCUUGAUCAGGCUGGAGGAUUCUUCUAUGAACGAUGGGGAGACGCCCCCGUUCAUUCUAUUGGACUGGGCCUGUUUGCCGAUAAAAGCAAAAUUCAUUGGUUCCGAGAUAUUGGAUAUAACCAUAUCCCAUUCCUGAACUGCCCAAACUCCCCUAAAUGCAGGGAAUGUGAAGCCGGUCUAUUUUACCGAGGAGAACCAUUCCUCCAGCUCGAAGAUUGCCGGCCAAACUGGUUCAAAUAUGUCGGAGAAGAUUAA